Postia placenta MAD-698-R-SB12 is the source of this 3543-nucleotide messenger RNA. RefSeq lists its product as hypothetical. The transcript has 17 exons. The record is from RefSeq and is a predicted model, not a curated record. Lineage: Eukaryota; Fungi; Basidiomycota; Agaricomycetes; Polyporales; Adustoporiaceae. The coding region runs from base 1 to 3543 and encodes 1180 amino acids.
AUGCCCCCCAACCCUUCCUCCUCCACCGUGAAUGUGUAUCCUGAGGUCCUCGACAUCAGCUGGCGCACGAAUCUCCGUUACGACCCCCGCCUCGGCGACGAGGACGGCGACGAGGCGCAUACACCCGACCAAGGCGCCACCCUACGCCACGUCCGCAUAGAAACCCCUUCGCAACGCGCCAGCCCCGUCGACUCUGGCCUUGGCAGCAGAGAAAAACCAUCUGCAGCUAGCGAUCGCCACCGACAGGGCCCUGGCCGAGCAAGUCGGUCAUGGACGUUCAUCGUCAAGCACUUCCCGCUCGAUCUCGCGUGGAUCCCGAACAACUGGUCGUGGUCCAAGAUCAAGCCCAUCAUCCGUGCCUGGGUUCAGGGCUGGAUCUCGGUGAUCUUCAUGGUCAUUCCGAGAGUGGAGAGUGUCUUGGGGCAGGCCACAUUCCUUAUUCUCGUAGCUGCAUUACUUGAUCCUCCCAGUGAUCCGUUCGUAUCCGUCCUCGAACGAGAAAUAAUCUUCGCUAUCUUCGUGUCCAUCGGCUGGGCGUGGAGCUGCCUCGGCAUCUUCCUCGCCAAUCUGGCUCGUACCAACACCGACUACAAUGCCACGCUUACUGACGUCCUCACCGGCCAAUACGUUGAAGCUGCGCCGACCAUCAUCAUGGCCGUCUUCAUCUUCAUCGGCGCUGCAUGCUUUCUGUUCAUCAAGGCGAAGCGGGGGCCUGGUCCAUUCGUCUUCCCGUCUGUCUUCGGCGCGAUCACGGUCGACAUCUCGCUCAUCACCGCCGUUCUCUUUCCCUAUCCCUACUACAUCAUCGGACGCGCCAUCGUGCUCCCGCUUGUGUUCCACGCAGCACUCUGUAUUUUAUCUGCAGCAUUAAUUUUCCCUUCCACGAUCACAGCACAAUAUGCCGGCGCGCUGUCCCGCCUCUUCGACCCACUUGAACGUGCGCUGCUGGAGCAUCGUGCUACCCUCAAAUUGAGCCCCGGCGGGCCCGAAUUCGCCAAGGGCGUCUCCAAGAUCAACGGCUUCGUAAACGGCGCGGAGGCCGGCCUCGGGCACGCGGCGGCGGCGCUGCGCCUCGUCAAGCACGACAUCGUAUGGGGCCGGUUCGCGCCGACGGACGUCGGCAACUUGCAGUGGCACGCGCGGCGGCUUGUCACGCGCGCGAACGGGAUGGGCAUCUUCUUCACGCUGAUCGAUCCGACGCGCGAGCGGUUCCCCGUCACGCCGAUCCCGUCGCGCACGGCAACACCUGUGGGCUCGCGCCCGAUCACGCCUGUGACGUCGCGGCCGGGGACGCCAUUCGGCUCGCGUCCGACGAGUCCUGCGGUCUCGCCGUCGGUGUCGCGCAUGGAGCCUGCGGCGUGGAGCCCGAUGGCGUCGCGCCCGCCGUCGCCGAGCGGGAUGCGGCAGCGGAACGGGCAGCCGCGGAACUCACACCACAGCAUGUCGUCGCUGCGGCUGACGAUCUCGCGGCACCUGAACUUCCGGCUGCGGCGGCACGAGGAGGAGAGCCAGCAUGAGCGGCUGCACUUCUCGCUGCUGCACCUGGCGCACACGCUGUCGCUGCCGCACGCGGAGAGCGCGGUGGCGGUGUUCGAGUCGCAGCGGUACCUGGCGCUGGAGGCGACGCGGCUGUCGCACCCGGACUCGCCGAGCGAGACGGAGCGGUUCGUGGCGCUGCUGAACGAGAGCUGCGACGAGAUGCUGGGCACGUGCGCGGACGUGGUGCGGGGCGUGAAGGGCUGGAUUUCGCGCGUGCGGCAGGGCAGCUUUGCGGGCAAGUCGAGCAUCGAGCGCGAUCGCGCGGAGCAUCUUGCGGAGCUGGCGACGAUGAAGGAGAAGCUUUCUCAAGCGCUUGAGAGUUUCAGGAAGGACGAUAGACACCGAGUGCUUGACCCCUAUCGGUCUGCGUUCGAUCCCAGCCACGUUGGCUCGCCCGAGGGAAAUAUAGAGCCUCCUCCACACAGAUAUCUCUUCCACUGUUAUGUCUAUCAAUAUCAUCUGAUGCAAUUCGCGUUUCUCCUCGUCGACAUUCUCGAGACGAUCACAAGCAUGGAAGAGAACAAUAAGAAGUCAAGACUCUGGACACCUCAGCUACCCAUUCGCAAGGCCUUGGACUGGGGACGCUACGACGCCGCCGCCGACUUAGAGCGCGACGACGAUGAGGAUCCCGACGUCAUUCCUGGCAUACAGGCUGAAUGGGAGGAAGACCUCGGGAUGGCAUCGCGACGCAACCCAGACGCCCUUCCCCCUCGUAAUCUCUUUGAGAAGGUGAUGGCUUCUGUGCAUGAUUUGUUGGCAGCCCUGUCGGGUGGAAAUGCACUCUUCGCCCUCAAGGCUGGGACCUUGACCAUUAUUCUGUGCAUCCCGAGCUUCCUCAAGAGCUCGUCGCAUUUUGCGUACACCGAGCGAUUCGUGUGGGGAGUCUUCAUGGGACAGCUCACUCUCGCGCGAUUCCGCGGUGACACGACGUUCGCCCUCGUAGCUCGUCUGAUCAGUACAUUCUUGGGUGGCGUGCUUGGAAUGUUGCUUUGGUAUAUCUCUGCAGGCAGAGGUAAUGGUAACGCGUAUGGUUUCGCUGCAACACUGGGUGUAUGCCUGCCAUUCUUUUAUUAUGGACGUUUGUACUGGCCUGGGCCUCCGAUGACCAACAUCAUCUUCUUCGUUACUACUGCGUUGGUGCUCGGGUUCUCAUGGCAGAACACACACUUCCCUGUAAUCUUUCACUUCUAUGGGUUCUCCCUAGCAUGGAGGAGAUUCGUCCUGGUAACGGCUGGUGUUACAGCUGCAUUCAUUUUCUCCUUCCUUCCGCCGUCUACCACGCUACGCCGCUACCAGCGCGCGAUGCUCUCGACUACAAGCGCCGAACUCGGAGCUGUCUACUGCUCUAUCGUUUCCUUCGCUAAUACGCGUGGGCGCCACGAAGUUGAUCGCGGCGAGAUCAUCCAGACGCUUGUGGCUAUUCGCAUGAAGCUGAAGAGAUCGGUAGUUCUGAAGACCAACAUCAUCUACGAGUUCUCAAUGCGUGGACAAUGGCCAGCGGAGAGGUACCAGAGGAUUUUGGAGCUGCAGAUGCAAGUUGCAUUCCUGCUAUCCCACUUGAUGUCUGUGGUGGAGCAUCUCGAUCCAGCGUGGACUCGUGCCUUCCUGCGGCGUACCCGGUUCCUCGACGCGGAUUUUCAGGGAGACGUACUAGCAGUCAUCAGUAUGAUCUCGACGGCGCUACGAACGGGAAACCCUUUGCCGCAGAUCACCCCGUGCCCCCUCUUGGAUCGGUUCAUGGUGUACACCCAUGGAUUAAACGUCAUUCGCCAGGAGGAAGAUGAUGACUACGGUCUUCCUCGCACGAUGACUAUUGACACCUUAGAAAAUGAACAGUACUUGACAUUUGCUGUUGGCGUUACUACUGCCUUCGGCAUCGUCCUUCGCCUGGACAAACUGAUGGUGGCAACUAAAGAACUCGUUGGCGAACAAUACCAUAUCCACGGGAUUGGCCUGCCGGACACGCGGACCUAUACGACGGAAAGGCCCGCCAAGGAUGUGUGA